Messenger RNA from Camelina sativa (false flax), 968 nucleotides. RefSeq lists its product as uncharacterized. Gene Ontology annotation, molecular function: nucleic acid binding. The record is from RefSeq and is a predicted model, not a curated record. NCBI's taxonomy places the organism in Eukaryota, Viridiplantae, Streptophyta, Magnoliopsida, Brassicales, Brassicaceae.
UUACCCUAUUAUAGCCCUUGAGUAUCUGAGAUAUCAUCGUAGCUAGAUAAUACUGUUUUUGGCGUUUUGUUUAAUCUUAACGCUACCGACUCAAUUGGCUAUAAUCGAGAGACCAGUUUACUGGAAUCUGUAUCUCUGACUAAGGCAGCAGGAGACCAUCACUCUUUCCAAGAAAGCUAAGAAAAGUGCUUGCUCAAUCUAAAGCCCCCAAAACAAAAGAAAUAAAUUAUAUGUAUAGAGCUUCGAGUCCUUUGAAAUCCCAAAAUCUGAAAACCCUAAAUCUGGUAUCUCUUGUCAACCUCUCUCUCUCUCUCUCAAUGCAUAACGUGAACAGCUACUCUCCCGGGGAACUACCCGACGGCAUGGAAAACGCACCGCCGUACCCUAGCGGUGGCUUCCCGUUCUCUUCCGGGAAUUUCGUCUAUUACGCAGACUCGGUGGUCUCUUCCGCGAGAUUCGGCGAGUACGCAUACCCGGCGGGUUCUUAUUCUGGGUUAAAGUUCAGCUUUACGAGAGGACAACAGUGUUGGGUUAUUGGUGUUGAUGGAUUCGAGACCUCCCUUCCUGCGGAUGAUAUCAAGAAGGCGUUGAAGGAUCACUUCCGUUCAUGUGGAGUUAUCCUUAAUGUUGAAUUGCCCGGACUCAACAAUCCUGCUUCUGUUAUUAUCGUCGGAGAUGACGCAAAUGACAAGGCCUUGGAACUUAACGGAAGUGGAGUGGGAGGACGGAAGCUAGUUGUUACUGCUGAGGUUUGGCCAAUGGUGAAAAUAUCGGAUGGUCCUGUUUGUUUCUGCUAAUCAGAUGACGGAGGACUAGAAAGCUUCUUCUUAGACGAAGCUCAGCAUCUCUGCUCUUUGGUGUUUUUAGAUCGUGAUACAAUGCAUAUAUUAAUCGUCAACCGCACAUAUAUAUAUUUUGCAUAUAUCCGCUUAUAUUACUAAUUAAUUAUUUGAGAACAUAACAAAACA